Molecule: messenger RNA, 315 nt
Organism: Penicillium canescens
Lineage: Eukaryota; Fungi; Ascomycota; Eurotiomycetes; Eurotiales; Aspergillaceae
Exons: 1
Coding region: 1-315 (104 amino acids)
Source: RefSeq, a predicted model, not a curated record
AUGAAACCCCUCACCUACCUCUCUCUCCUCCUUGGCAUCUCUACAACCACUGCCCUCGCCGCUCUCCGCCUAGACGCAACCCCCGACGAGGUCGCCAUGGCAGAAGCUGAGUGCGGGUCCCUGGGUGUGAUGAGGAUCGACCCAGUAGAGCUGCCCGAGGGGUUACGAUGGCCGACGUCCGCAAGUGCGCCGACCAUCCGCUUGGCCUGGGGUGUAUCUGGGUCCGGGUCCUGGUGCUUUCGCCAGGUUCCGUCAGUUCCUGCCGACUUGGGUAUUUUCAGAGGACAGCCCAGGAGCUGGGUCGAGGCCCUGUAG